This is a messenger RNA of Odocoileus virginianus texanus, 3520 nucleotides long. NCBI's taxonomy places the organism in Eukaryota, Metazoa, Chordata, Mammalia, Artiodactyla, Cervidae. The record is from RefSeq and is a predicted model, not a curated record.
GCGGGCCGUGUCCCAGGACAUGGGCGACAGGUAUCCUGCGCUGCUCCGCGCCCAGCUGCACCUGGAUUACAUCCACGCCAACUCCAUCACUCACAGGUUCCUUUUUGGAGCACUGGCUGAAUUGCUGGACAAUGCAAGAGAUGCAGGGGCUGCGAGACUUGAUGUGUUUUCAGUGGAUAAUGAAGAACUGCAGGGUGGAUUCAUGUUGUGCUUCCUGGAUGAUGGAUGUGGUAUGAGUCCUGAGGAAGCAUCAGAUAUCAUUUACUUUGGAACAUCCAGGAAACGGCUAUCAACCUUGAAGUUUAUUGGGCAAUAUGGCAAUGGCCUUAAAAGCGGAUCCAUGAGGAUUGGAAAAGACUUUAUUCUUUUUACAAAGAAAGAAGAAACGAUGACCUGCGUGUUUUUUUCUCAGACAUUCUGUGAAAGAGAGGGUCUGAGUGAGGUUGUGGUUCCAAUACCUUCAUGGUUAACAGGGACCAGACAAUCUGUCACAGAUGAUCCUCAAAAAUUCUCAACAGAAUUGUCUAUUAUUUAUAAAUAUUCUCCAUUUAAAACUGAAGCUGAAUUGAUGCAGCAGUUUAAUGUGAUCUACGGCAAAUGUGGUACUUUGCUGGUUAUUUAUAACUUGAAGCUUCUGCUUAGUGGAGAACCUGAGCUGGAUGUUAAAACUGACAAAGAAGAUAUACUGGUGGCGGGAGCUCUUGAAGAUUUUCCAGAGAGAUGGUCAUUCAGAGCCUAUACAUCUGUUCUAUAUUUUGAUCCUUGGAUGAGAAUAUUCAUUCAGGCCAAAAGAGUUAGAACAAAAUACCUAUGCUAUUGCCUCUACAAACCCAGAAAGUAUCUGUAUGUCACAUCUUCUUUUAAAGGAGCAUUUAAAAGUGAAGUUAAAAAGGCAGAAGAAGCAGUAAAGAGAGCCGAACUCAUCCUGAAAGAAGCACAAAUCAAAGUGAACUCCUCUGAGAGCACUUCGUCCUCCGCCGCCGAGGAUGUAUUACAGAAAGCUCUGGAAGAUGUGAAAGCAAAGCAAAAGAUUCUUCAAGAGAGGCAGAGGGAAUUAAGAAAAGCAAGGACACUCACCCUGUUCUUUGGUGUGAACAUAGAAAACCGAAGCCAAGCUGGGAUGUUCAUUUACAGUAAUAACCGCUUGAUCAAAAUGCACGAGAAAGUGGGCCCACAGUUGAAACUGAAGUCCUUACUUGGUGCAGGUGUGGUUGGAAUUGUUAAUAUACCCUUGGAGAUCAUGGAACCAUCCCAUAAUAAGCAGGAAUUUCUCAAUGUCCAUGAGUAUAAUCAUCUUCUAAAAGUCAUGGGGCAAUACUUGGUCCAGUACUGUAAGGACACCGGGAUCAGUAACAGAAAUCUAACAUUAUUUUGGAAUGAAUUUGGAUACCAAGGUAAUAAGGACAUGGAAGAAUCUUCAGAUUCUAUUCAGUAUCAAAGAAGACAAGCCAGGGCCAUCCCAUGCAUGAUUCAGUGUGAUCUUUGCCUUAAAUGGAGAGUCUUACCUCCUUCUACUGAUUAUCAGGAAAAAGAAUUCUUUGACAUCUGGAUUUGUGCUAAUAACCCUAACCGCUCGGAAAACAGUUGUCAUCAGGCAGAACAUCUACCUUCCAUACCCCUGGGUACUACGAGCACAGAAUCACAAUCCAAAAAUGAGAAAGACAAGCGGCUUCAAGAGUCAGUCCAGAGGUGUCAAAAUCGACUGGUGGAACUGCGUCAACAGCCUCCGUUUAUACCAGUGAAUAGGGUCACUGAGUUCACUAGCCCCUGCCAAACUUCAACAUCUAAGGGAAAUAAGAAAAUUCAGAGAACCAGACCUUCCGGUGAUGACUUGAAGCAUGAGUCUCUUUCAUCCUUUGAGCUUCUGGGCAACCACAGCGGCUGGAAAAGAAACACAGAAGGAUCGGACUCCAACGUAGAGGAUAUUUCAGAGACUAAAAUUAUGAAAAAGUCUAGUCAGAAGAACGUGAAACCUCAACAGGAGAGGUAUCCAGCAGUUCCACUGGAAAGUGUCAAAUUAGCUAGCAGAGACCAGGCCUCUUGGGAAAUGAAGAGAAAGGGGAAUCAAAACCUUCCAUGGGAAUGUAAGACUUCAGUUGAAGUUGAAACCAACAACAGCAAUUUGGAUAUAAUCCAGAUUUUAGAUGAAAGUGACACUGAUGUUCCAUUGAAACAAGAGGAAAAGGAAGUUUCUCUUAUGAAAAAAGAAAAACAGGAGCUGUGCAGUGAUACCCCAGAAAUAAAGAGAAAUUCUUCAUCACCUAACUGGGAAAGCAUGCCAGUGGAAGAUUUAAAUCCAAGUUCUGGACACAAAGCCAGAGUUUCUGUGAGUGGUGGUUGUGUAGCUGCUUCUUCACUGCCAGAAUCUUCUCAAAGCACGUCUGUCAAGGAAACAGUGAGAAAACUGACAUCUAAUUUAAGGGAGAUUCUUCUGUAUUUUUUCCCCGAGCAUCAGCUACCAUCAGAGUUUGGCCACACACCCCUGGAGGAACUUACAGCAGGUUCUGAGCUGGAGCAGUGCCCAGAACAGACAAACAAAAAGCUGAAAAUGUGUUUCAACCAGAUCCGUCAUGUGUACAUGGUCCAGUAUGAAAAGAAACUGAAGAGAAAAAUGCAGUCUGUUAUCUGCGAUGCAAACAGGAGAGAAGAGGCUAAUGAAGCAUCUCUGGGACAGUGUGAAGAAAAAAGAAAACUGACUGAGGAAAAACUGAAUAAGCUUCGUGUAAAACUGGCCGUAUUAUUGCAGAAGCUUCAGCUGGGUGGUCCAGCCGGAGACCUGGAGCAGAUUGACGCUUACUUAGAAGCUUUGCUGAAAGAAGAUAAUCUCCUUUCUCAGAAGGCUUUUAUAAAUAAAGUGACUACGGAUACAGGGCAUUGUCUCCCUUUAGAAAAAGAGGAAAGUAUUUCUUAAAAUUAGAAGUCAGAAAAGGCAUUCCCUUUUUAAAAAUGCUAAUAAGAAACAAAGGAAGAGUCUUUAAAAGAGGGAUCUCCUCUGCUCUUGUUAUUGUGAAGCUCGUCUUGUUUAAUGGUAAGAAAAUUUUGUAUUUUAAAAAUGGAGACUGAGUUAUAAUCUGCACAUUUCCCAGUUCUGCGCUGUAACUCUUCCAGUUCCUGCAGAAACCAUUUCCAGAGUUCUCUAAUUCUCAUGUGAGCUACUGAGAAAGACAGAUAUGUCGUUUAGGCUUGUAUUUUGUUUUCACUAAAAAGAUUGUAAAAACAGUGGUUCUUAAGAGCAAUACGCAAAGGACUACAGAAUCACUUCCUUAUGAGACUUCAGUUGAAAAAGACAUUAUACCCCUUCUCCACUACAGCCAGCACUCAGUAAAGCAAGUAAUAUACAUUCCCAAAACAACUUUGAGAUAUAUUUUAUAUGAUAAUUUUAUUAUUGAGUUACAGAAAGAAUCAGUCUUCUAGGCAUAAUGUGAAUACAUAUUACACAUGUGUGUAAGAAUUGUACGUUUUCCUUGAUAACUUUUAUUUGUUUAGAAAUGUUUGCAACUUUGGAUAAGAGCAAUAAAAC